Molecule: messenger RNA, 1640 nt
Organism: Physella acuta
Lineage: Eukaryota; Metazoa; Mollusca; Gastropoda; Physidae
Product: heme transporter FLVCR2-like
Biological process (GO): heme export; transmembrane transport
Cellular component (GO): membrane
Molecular function (GO): heme transmembrane transporter activity; heme binding
Source: RefSeq, a predicted model, not a curated record
AGUAUUUUAACAUUAGAACUCUGAGUGUGUAUAUGUACACAGGAUGAAACUAAAAUUAUUAGAUCAGCUACUUUCAAAAACAGCAGUGAAUGAAGAGCUUGAGAAGCUCAACAGCUUGAAGGCAUCAGUUGACGGCACCCCGCAUGUAUACUGGCAGCGCUGGUUGAUGCUGUUGCUCUUCUGCCUCUAUUCAUUUAGCAACGCCUUCCAGUGGAUCCACCUCAACAUCAUCGCUAACGUGGUGGUGGAGUUCUAUAAUGAAAGCUUAUCAGCCAAUGAAUAUCAGCGCAACUCGGCCAUUGAUUGGCUGUCAAUUGUCUACAUGCUGAUUUACAUCAUCCUCAUUAUUCCCGCUACUUGGUUCCUAGACAAGAAAGGCUUAAGACUCUCCUGCAUAUUUGGAUCUUUUCUCAACGCCUUGGGUGCUUGGCUAAAAUGUGCCAGUGUGUCGCCAGACAGAUUUUGGUUGGUGAUGACUGCACAAACGAUAUGUGCCAUCUCACAGUUAUGGGUGCUGGGAAUACCUGCACGUUUCGCAGCCGUCUGGUUUGGUCCAAACGAAGUCUCUACUGCCACCUCUUUGGGGGUUUUCGGAAAUCAGAUUGGGAUUGCUGUAGGGUUUUUGAUUCCUCCAAUGCUUGUCCACACCUCUAAAGACAGAGACACAAUGGAAACAGAUUUUUAUAUCAUGUUCUACAUCAACGCUGCGUUCGCAAGUUUUGUAUUCGUUCUUAUAUUACUUUUUUUACGUGACAAGCCUCCCCUCCCACCCAGCAGAGCCCAACAGAUGGCAGUAGACGUAGCUGCACAUGAGGAAUAUUUCAAAUCUUUGUUUAGAAUGUUAAAAAAUAAAGGAUUUGUAUAUCUCGCCAUAGCCUAUGGUAUCAUCACAGGAUCAUUUUAUACGAUUUCAACUCUCUUAAACGCCAUUAUGUUGCAUUAUUUUAAGAAUGAAGAAGAAAAUACAGGGAGAAUCGGUAUGACCAUAAUACUGACGGGAGUGCUAGGAGCUAUUAUUGCUGGAAUUUGGCUAGACAAAACUAAAACUUUUAAGGCUACAACUAUAGGAAUAUACAUUUUUUCUUUGGCUGGUGCAGUUGCAUUUACUUUUACUCUAGACCAAGAGGCUGUUUGGAUAGUUUUUAUAACUGCUGGAACAUUGGGAUUUUUUAUGACAGGCUAUUUACCAGUAGGAUUUGAGUUUGCAGCAGAGUUAACGUUCCCUGAAUCAGAAGGGACAUCAUCUGGUUUGCUGAAUGCAUCAGCACAGGUUUUUGCUAUCAUCCUAACACUCGGAAUGCGAGCCAUGUUUGAAUCUAUAAAUGUGUUCAGUGCUAAUAUUACAAUGUGUGCUCUUUUACUUAUUGGGACUUUCUUAACCGCUGUGAUUAAACCAGACUACAGAAGGCAGAAUGCAGGGAAUGGAGAAUGGGCACAAAGAACAGAUUAAAUCGUAUCAUUAAAUAGAUGUAAUUUGAUCAUUUUAAAGUUUUUCUACAUAACUAAAAUUUCACUUUACUAUCAUAUAGUGAGUUGUUAUAAAAAUAAAAUAUAGGAUGAUACUUUUUUAAUAAAUUCAGAUGUAUCUAUAAGUCGUAAUUUAUUGUAAAAAUCAAUUUCAAAAAAAGCAUAAAAUGUAU